CAAAUCGAUCGACCCACCCACCGAACAGAUAGAUAGAUCCCCUUGCCGAUCCGAUCCGUCCCGUCCCGGCCGCCGCCGCUCCCACCUCGUCCUUACCGCUUCGAUCCCAUUCACGCUCCACACUCUCCACUCCCGCCCGCUUCAAAUCUCUUAUGUCCGCGCCCCCCCAUGGCUGCCAGCGCCCAGGAGCUUCCCCCGGCGCAGCAGCAGCCAGCGGCGGAGCAGCCUCCGUCCUUGGCGUUGGCGCUGGUGCCUCAGCCGCAGGCGCAGGCGCAGAUUAAGCCGACCAGGGUCUCGCUGUCCUACGAGGAGAUCUCCAAGCUCUUCUCCCUCCCCAUCGCGGAGGCCGCCUCCAUCCUAGGCGUUUGCACCAGCGUCCUCAAGAGGAUAUGCCGCACCCACGGUAUUGUCAGAUGGCCGUAUCGAAAGAUUGUUUCUGGGAAGGGUGAUGACGCAAAAAAUGCUGAAAGAGAGAAAGCCAUGCAGCUUCUUGAGUUGUCAAAAAUUGCAAAACAAAAGGCUAUAAGCUCUUCUGGUUCAUUAGCGACGUCAUCAUCAGGUGCUUUCCAGGGAGUGCCAAAAGCUCAACAAGGCAGUGCGAAGGCAGGAUCAGCUAUAGGUAGACAAAAUGCCCCAAGCUUGUCCCAGUUUAGCCAAGCCAAAGACAUCCCCACCUACAUGGAUGAUUUCAAGUACGGAUUUCCAUCAUCUGGCCUGUCUACUGAAACAAUGAAAUGGUGGGGGACUGACAGCCACACAGAGACUGCUCCCGCGAAAGACGAUAACCGGGAAGGCUCCGAAUCAACAAAUGAGGCAUCAAAAGGUAUGACCGAUGACGAGUUAGACUGGGGAGCAGACGAACCCGAAGCUGAUGCCGACGGAGUGGCUGCUGCAACUGACCCGUCGGCGCAGCUCUGCUUCCUUAGGAGAAAGGCCGCGGGCGAUGGGCGUAGGCUGCUGAACGGUGACACCGGCAGGGUCCAGCAGUUGUGCCGACUGAACAAGAGGCAGAAGAUAGUGCUGGCCCAGGUGUUCGGAGCUUCACUGCCAGAGCAGUGGAGGAGCAAGCUAGCCUGAAUGUUUUUUUUUGCCUGCUGUUGUAUCAUGUGUAACUCUAGUGAUUGUAGCAACCGAUGUGGUCUGCGCUCUUCCUGAUGUGAGAACUGAAACGGUUGAUGAAGAAUGAUGGAUCGUUGUGGAUUUUUCGUUUUGGAGGGAAAUGCACCUUUUCUCCUCUUUGUUUA
Aegilops tauschii subsp. strangulata is the source of this 1244-nucleotide messenger RNA. RefSeq lists its product as uncharacterized. The record is from RefSeq and is a predicted model, not a curated record. Lineage: Eukaryota; Viridiplantae; Streptophyta; Magnoliopsida; Poales; Poaceae.